CUCCACUUAAGGACUGGCAGACUUCGGGCCGCAGGUGAGAAAGGCCCACCUGGGUUCAUCAUCAGGGUAGUUCGGGGUUCUUUGGGGCCAGAGGAAUGUUGCAAUUUCUAUCAACAGCCAAUCCUUUGAAGAAUAAUAAGGGAGCCCUUCCCCAAUCAAGAUGGAGGAGUGAGAGGGUCAAGGGCGCUGUCUCCCCAAGGAAGUUUUCAACAAGAAACAAGAACUAGCAGAAACAUCUUUCUCCAAGCUUUGAAAAACAACUCAAGGGUUGUAGUAACAGGGCCAAUGGUGGCAGAGUCUACAUAGAACUAUGCUGCGUGGUGUUCUGGGAAAAACCUUUCGACUUGUUGGCUAUACUAUUCAGUAUGGCUGUAUAGCUCAUUGUGCUUUUGAAUACGUUGGUGGUGUUGUUAUGUGUUCUGGACCAUCAAUGGAGCCUACAAUUCAAAAUUCAGAUAUUGUCUUUGCAGAAAAUCUUAGUCGACAUUUUUAUGGUAUCCAAAGAGGUGACAUUGUGAUCGCAAAAAGCCCAAGUGAUCCAAAAUCAAAUAUUUGUAAAAGAGUAAUUGGUUUGGAAGGAGACAAAAUCCUCACCAAUAGUUCAUCGGAUUUCUUUAAAAGCCAUAGCUAUGUACCAAUGGGUCAUGUUUGGUUAGAAGGUGAUAAUCUACAGAAUUCUACAGAUUCCAGGUGCUAUGGACCUAUUCCAUAUGGAUUAAUAAGAGGACGUAUCUUCUUUAAGAUUUGGCCUCUGAGUGAGUUUGGAUUUCUACGUGACAGCCCCAAUGGCCACAGAUUUUCUGAUGAUUAGCAAGCAUUUAUUCUUUUGAUUUGAUUACUGUCUCCUGUUCAAGUGAUUUUAUUACUGUCAUUUCAACCAUGUAUUUACCAAUAAAAUAUUUGCUAUUCA
Messenger RNA from Choloepus didactylus (southern two-toed sloth), 910 nucleotides. RefSeq names its product inner mitochondrial membrane peptidase subunit 1 (gene IMMP1L). Gene Ontology annotation, cellular component: membrane; mitochondrial inner membrane peptidase complex. The record is from RefSeq and is a predicted model, not a curated record. Gene Ontology annotation, molecular function: serine-type endopeptidase activity. The transcript is spliced from 7 exons. NCBI's taxonomy places the organism in Eukaryota, Metazoa, Chordata, Mammalia, Pilosa, Megalonychidae. The coding region runs from base 311 to 811 and encodes 166 amino acids.